AAGUGGGCCGCGCUGCUUCACGCAGUGAAGUAGAGGAGAGAGAAGAGAGAGGAAGCAGGCGGCGGGUCCUCUCAUUAACACCUGACUUCGCUGUGUUUAAACUCCAGAAAACUACCUGCUCUGUUCUCUGCCUGCAUUUUGACUUUUACGCGCUCAGAAAUAUGGGAGACCGUGUUGCACCGUGGACCCGCUGAAUGCUGUUUAUCUGUGUGCGAUAACUUUAAACCUCAAGUCUCCUGGGAGAUCUGCGACUUGUCAUCACCUCUCACAGCAAGUGUGUGUGUGUGUGUGUGUCGGGGCACAGCAGCACUUCUGUCACUUUGUGCUUCCAGAGCCCCCUCAGUCUCACAGAAGAAAAAACCCCAAGGACCACAGGCUGAAAGAUUAGAGUGAAGAAUGGGGUUAUCUGUUGCCUUGCCAGCCCUUCUGCUUGUUUUUGGCUUGACCACUAAUGUAUGGAGUCUGAACCCCGAUGACCCUAAUGUGUGCAGCCACUGGGAGAGCUAUGCUGUGACCGUCCAGGAGUCCUACGCUCACCCAUUUGACCAGAUCUAUUACACCAGGUGCACCGACAUCCUCAACUGGUUUAAAUGCACACGGCACAGGAUCAGCUAUAAGACAGCUUACCGGCGGGGAGUGAGGACCAUGUAUAGGCGCCGCUCACAGUGUUGCCCUGGUUACUUUGAGAGCGGAGACUUGUGUGUCCCUCUGUGUACAGAGGAGUGUGUCCACGGCCGUUGUGUGUCUCCGGAUACAUGCCAGUGUGAGCCCGGAUGGGGCGGACUGGACUGCUCUAGUGGCUGUGAGAGCGACUACUGGGGACCUCAUUGCAGUAAUCGCUGCCAGUGCCAGAAUGGGGCCAAGUGUAACCCCAUCACAGGUGCCUGUGUCUGCACUGAUGGGUACCAGGGAUGGCGUUGUGAGGAGCUCUGCGAGUACGGAUACUAUGGCAAGGCAUGCCAACUUCCCUGCCAGUGUCUCAAUGGUGCCACCUGCAACCAUGAGACAGGAGAGUGCAUCUGUGCAGCAGGAUAUUCAGGGGCUUUCUGUGGAGAGCGCUGCCCCUCGGGGAGUCACGGGCCUCAGUGUGAGCAGCGCUGCCCCUGUCAGAACGGAGGAACCUGCCACCACAUCACAGGAGAUUGUUCCUGCCCUGCCGGGUGGACGGGUUCCGUUUGUGCCCAGCCGUGCCCCCUUGGCAAGUAUGGCAUCAAUUGCAGCAAGGACUGUUCCUGUCGUAACGGGGGAACAUGCGACUACGUCACCGGGCAGUGCAAGUGUGCGGCUGGCUUCAGUGGACGCAGGUGUCAGGAUGACUGUCCGGUGGGCACCUUCGGUCUCCAGUGUAACCAGAAGUGUGAGUGUCAGAACGGAGCCAAGUGUCACCAUAUCAAUGGAGCCUGUCUUUGUGAAACGGGCUUUAAAGGCCCUAAUUGCCAAGAGAGAUUCUGUCCUCCGGGCCUCUACGGCCUCAUCUGCGACAAGUACUGCCCCUGUAAUACCAGCAACACCGUGAGCUGCCACCCUCUCUCUGGUGAAUGCACCUGCUCUGGUGGAUGGACUGGGCUCUACUGUAAUGAGACCUGCCCGCCUGGAUACUACGGGGAGGGGUGUAUAUUGUCUUGCAGCUGCACUAACGGAGCUGACUGCCAUCCUGUCACAGGUGGCUGUAUAUGUGCCCCUGGGUUCAUGGGUGAGGAUUGUGCGACAGUGUGUCCACCUGGUCUGCACGGACCGAGCUGCAUGUCCACCUGCUCCUGUCACAAUCACGCAGCCUGCUCCCCUGUCGACGGCUCCUGCAUCUGCAGGGAAGGCUGGCAGGGUGUGGACUGCUCCAUCCUCUGCUCUAGCGGCACAUGGGGUCUCGGUUGUAAUCAGACAUGUUUGUGUGCCAAUGGGGCAGCAUGUGACCCUGUAGACGGUACCUGUACAUGUUCUCCAGGCUGGAGAGGGGAGCACUGCGACGAAUCCUGCCCUGAUGGCACCUAUGGGUUGGAGUGUCGAGAGCGCUGUGACUGUAGCCAUGCUGAUGGCUGUGAUCCUGUGAGUGGCUACUGCCGCUGCUACCCCGGCUGGACGGGAAUCCACUGUGAUAAUGUGUGCCCACAAGGCUUCUGGGGACCAAACUGUUCGGUCAGCUGCUCCUGUCAGAAUGGCGGCUCCUGCUCCCCAGAGGACGGCGCAUGUGUGUGCGCACCUGGAUACAGAGGGACCUCCUGCAAAAGAAUCUGCUCUCCUGGGUUCUACGGCCACCGCUGCAGCCAGUCGUGUCCGCAGUGUGUGCACAGCACCGGGCCGUGCCAUCAUGUCACGGGCCACUGUGAGUGCCUGUCCGGCUUCACUGGCUCUCUGUGCAACCAAGUCUGUUCGAGUGGCAGGUUUGGGAGGGCCUGCACCGAGAUCUGCCUCUGUACAAACAAUGGCACCUGCAACCCCAUCGAUGGCUCCUGCCAGUGCCUCCCUGGUUGGAUCGGAGAGGAUUGUUCUCAGGCCUGUCCCUCGGGGCACUGGGGUCCUGAUUGUCUCAACUCGUGUAACUGUCACAAUGGAGCCCAGUGCAGUGCCUACGAUGGGGAGUGCAGGUGCAGCCCUGGCUGGACUGGACUCUACUGCACACAGCGCUGUCCUUCAGGGUUCUACGGCAGGGACUGCUCUGAAGUGUGUCGCUGCCAAAAUGGUGCAGAUUGUGACCAUAUCGGCGGCCAGUGUGCUUGUCGAACAGGCUUCAUUGGGACCAGCUGUGAGCAGAAGUGUCCUGCUGGUACAUUUGGAUAUGGCUGCCAGCAGCUGUGUGAGUGCCUGAACAAUGCUACCUGUGACUAUGUGACUGGAACAUGCUACUGCAGCCCCGGAUAUAAAGGCAUCCGCUGCGAUCAAGCAGCUCUGAUGAUGGAGGAGCUGAACCCGUACACAAAGAUUAGCCCAGCGCGAGGCUCGGAGCGUCAGUCUGCAGGGGCCGUCAUGGGCAUCAUCUUCCUGCUCCUCAUCAUCAUGGCCAUGCUCAGUCUGUUUGUGUGGUACAGACAGAGGCAGAGGGAUAAAGGCCAUGAGAUCCAGCCCAGUGUGUCCUACACACAGGCCAUGCACAUCACCAACACUGACUACUCCCUGUCAGAGUGUGGCAGCACUGUAGCCAUGAGAACCAGUGCUGCAGAGGUGAAUCAGAGUGCGGGCAGCAGCGGUGGCAGCAGCAGUGGUCAGUGCUUCUCCAAUCCCAGUUACCACACAGUGGCCCAGUGUAACGUGGUCUCAACCAUCUCCAGCAACCUGGACGGCACUCUGACCCUCAAGUCGAGCACUCUGAAGAACAGGAACGGAUCAGAAUGGAGAGCCUACUGCAACCUCAAUGACAUAGAUGUUCAACAGGGCGAGACACAGACGCAGAGAGGAUCCAGAAAAGAAUACAUCAAGGCCUCCAUGUGCAGCAACAGCUCCUGCUCCCUGAAUGGUGAGAAUCCAUACGCCACCAUUAGAGACCCUCCAGGGCUGGCAGCCUGUAAGCAUACAGAGAGCAGCUAUGUGGAGAUGAAGUCCCCCUCCCACCGUGAGGUGCCCUUUGGAGGCACCGCCACCCUCCUGGGCAGCGCAACCAGGAAUGUCUAUGAUGUCGAGCCAACAGUGAGCGUCCUGCAAGGACCCAAUGGAAUGGCAACUGGCUUCUCCCAGAGCCCUUAUGACCUUCCCCGCAGCAGCCACAUCCCCAGUCACUAUGACAUACUGCCCAUGCGUCACAGCCCCACACACACUCCCCCUCCACCCCCAGAAAGCCCCAGCUCCAGUUCCCUGCUCUAGAGGGGCACCAACACACACACCCUCUCUGUGCCUGGCUCUGCCAGCGUGCUGGCACCAGGCAAUGUUCAGAAAACGUUUGAGCAUCGGCCCUCCCUCUGUCUCUGUGUGCGUUCCAUUAGAUACAGAGAUGUCGGGAUGGAGGGACAGCCUCUGCUCUUUGGCUCCCUCACUCACUCUCUUCCUGUGGCCCUGAUGGAGGGAGGGGGGAGGAAAGAGUCCACACACCAGCGACUGUUCACCCAUUUUAUUUUCUUAUAAAACUGAUCACUCAAACUGCUGCCCGGCCUCUUUAUGGACCUCCUGGAGUGGAACAUAGCGAUUCCAAACGAGCAGCAUACAGGGAUUGUUUGGACAGAUUAUUUACAGGGGGAGAGCUAUCAUCAUGCUCAGUUUUAGCCCAUGAUAUAGGUUUACUAUCCAAGGGCAGCCAAGUGUUUAUAAUGUCCUCUAAACAGGAGUGAUUUUCUCCACGGGGGGGGGGAGGUAUAGCAGCCUUGAUCGUUUCCAAGCAGGUGAAGAUGAAAUACUUGCAGAGAUCUUGAAUUGUCAAUGUGCAGCAGCUGCAGAUCAACAAACAGCUGACAAUGAUCUUCUACAGGAAGGGGGAAAGUGAAAGAGGUCUGAUGAAGCAUGGACACAGUCUUAAAUAUUGUAACGGUCUGUUAUUCACUGUAAUGGUUGCACAUGGUAAAUACUAAGUUGAUCCCUGUGUGUAGCUUAUUUUAAGUUUCAGUGUAAAUGAGGCCCGAUGUAUCUGCAGAUGCUUUCAGGUCACCAGUGUUCAAGCAUUAUUGCAUCACUAUGACACUCAUAUGCAGUAUAGGUCUUAAGAUUUUAUUCCCCACACUAACGAGGUGAUCAGAUCCCGGUUUGUUUUUUUUGUGGAAGCUUUUUUUUCUGGCAAAUGUCUUAGUUUACAUUUUUUGAAGUAUUGGGUGUUAAGAAGGGAUUACUUUGACCUUUUUAUGUUUGGUAUUUAUAAAGCUUUAUUUAAUAAUUUAUAUAAGUGAUUGUAAGUUUUCUAUCAAUGUGACACUAGAAUUUAAAGAAAAAAAAAGAUAAGCAUGAUCAGAUAAUGGAUACACACUGAUGUAGAUAACACACAAUUUAUCUUCUUGUGAGAUGAUCAGUGUCAUUUUGUGAACUGUUUUUGAAGUUAUUUAAAAUGUUCUCUCGCUCUCGCUGUCAGAUUGUAAAUUGAAAAUAACGUUUCAUCUGACCAAUUCAAGACCCACAAAUACCCCGUGAAGCAUUUAAGAAAGGUAACUAUAUGUAAAAAGUCCAAUUCUAAGGUAUUUUAUGUUUGUAUCAGGCUAACUUAUUUAUAUAUAAAAAUUGAAUUUAUUCAUUCACUAUGUGAAUUUCAUUUCACCCUCUGUAGAAGCAAUAACAUGUUGACAAUCGAUGCCCAGACAACAAUGUUCAUUAGUGCUGGACAUUACGCCAUCUUUGACCAGUGUGGUGACAGUGGAUCAUACUUUCUGUGACUGUUUUUCCUCUGAGGAAGGUUCUUUUCCCCUAUUGCUGUCAUAUCAAUGCUGCUUGUUGUUUUGGUAAAUAAGUUUCAAAUUAAAAGCCUAUUCUGCCAUCAGAAA
Notolabrus celidotus (New Zealand spotty) is the source of this 5387-nucleotide messenger RNA. RefSeq names its product multiple EGF-like-domains 11 (gene megf11). The coding region runs from base 397 to 3792 and encodes 1131 amino acids. The transcript is spliced from 26 exons. NCBI's taxonomy places the organism in Eukaryota, Metazoa, Chordata, Actinopteri, Labriformes, Labridae. The record is from RefSeq and is a predicted model, not a curated record. Gene Ontology annotation, molecular function: protein binding.